Eutrema salsugineum is the source of this 642-nucleotide messenger RNA. Its product is annotated as probable WRKY transcription factor 16. The transcript is spliced from 2 exons. NCBI's taxonomy places the organism in Eukaryota, Viridiplantae, Streptophyta, Magnoliopsida, Brassicales, Brassicaceae. Gene Ontology annotation, molecular function: ADP binding. Gene Ontology annotation, biological process: defense response. Bases 1 to 642 code for a protein of 213 amino acids. The record is from RefSeq and is a predicted model, not a curated record.
AUGGAAGAGUAUGACCAAAGCCGUUCUGUUUCAAAGCCAAGCCACCGUCGAAAAAGAGUUCUCAUUGUUCUAGAUGAUGUGCAAAAUGCUAAAGACGCGGAGUUGUUUCUUGGUGGGGGAUUUGGUCCAGGGAGUUUGAUUAUCAUAACCUCAAGAGAUGAACAAGUUCUUAAGGAGUGCCAUGUUAAUGAGGUUUAUGAGCUUCAAGGCCUAAACCAAGAAGAUGCUUUGAAGCUAUUCACAAGAUGUGCCUUUGGCAAAGACGUGACAGAUAAGAAUAUUUUGGAGUUUGCAGUGAAAGAGGUUGAAUGUGCUAACGGGAACCCAUCAACUAUCCGUGCACAUGCCACAAUGAGAGACAAGAAACUGAGUUUGGCAAAGUUGAAGAUAGUAAAUCUUAGCCAUUCUCAGAAACUAGUUGAAGUUGAUGAACUCUUGAAAGCUUGUAGUCUUGAGCAAAUCGACCUUCAAGGUUGCACAAGCUUGGAGAGCAUCCCACACAAUGAUCGGCUAAAGAAUCUUCAACUUUUGAAUCUCUCUGGUUGCACAAGAAUCAAACGUACAGAGAUUAUAGAAAAUAUCAAAGGACUGGAUCUAGAAGGCGGUUUAAGAGAAACCAAAACUGAAUGUUAUCCACGUUAG